Messenger RNA from Anthonomus grandis grandis, 3363 nucleotides. RefSeq names its product exostosin-1 (gene ttv). Gene Ontology annotation, cellular component: membrane. NCBI's taxonomy places the organism in Eukaryota, Metazoa, Arthropoda, Insecta, Coleoptera, Curculionidae. The record is from RefSeq and is a predicted model, not a curated record. Gene Ontology annotation, molecular function: glycosyltransferase activity. The transcript is spliced from 5 exons. Bases 274 to 2457 code for a protein of 727 amino acids.
UGUAAAAUGUAAAUUAAUAGUUAUUGGUUAAUGUUUAUUCAAAAUACGUGUUUUUAUUUUUUCCUUGCAAUGAACUAUUAUAAGACUAAUAAUUACAGUUCCAAAUCACGAUACGUUUUAAUCUUAAUUUAAUAAAAGCAGCAUUUAUGUGAUACAUUCAUAGUCAUACCACAAAAUAAAGGCUGAUAGGGCAUAAACAUAAACAUGUCCAAUAGAGUGUUUGAUAUUAUGAACUUGAAACCUCCCAUUCUCUAGAAGUAUGAAGUAGUUUUUAUGUUUUUUAAAUUAGUAAUGCAGGCCAAGAGACGGUAUCUACUAGUAUUUGUUGUAGCUUUUUUAACAAUUUGGUAUUUUGGUGGCUGGUAUCAUUUACAGAACAAAACUGGGGUAUCAAGUUAUUCUACAGAACUACCUUCCUAUGUCAAUUUAGAAAGUAUAGAAACAGGAUUUAUACCCAGAGAAAGGGCCUUUACUUCAAAUGAUCCAAAAGUUUAUUGCCGGAUGGAGACAUGUUUUGACUUCAGUAGAUGUCAACAUAAAUUUAAGGUCUAUGUUUAUCCGCAAGAGGAAAACAACACCCCUAGUCCGUCCUAUCUAAAGCUCCUAAAUAUUUUACUGGAAUCAAGAUAUUAUACUCCAGACCCCAAAGAAGCUUGUUUAUUUGUUUUAAGUAUUGAUACUUUAGACAGGGAUCGUCUUAGCAGUGAUUAUGUGAGAAAUCUGCAAAGCAAAAUCCAUAGGCUACCCUACUGGAAUGAUGGCCAAAAUCAUUUAAUUUUUAAUUUAUAUUCAGGAACAUGGCCUAAUUAUACAGAAAAUAAUUUGGAUUUUGACUAUGGAAAGGCAAUAUUGGCUAAAGCUAGUAUGUCUGAAAGUCAUGUACGACCUGGAUAUGACAUUAGCAUUCCUUUGUUCCAUAAAAUACACCCUGAAAAAGGUGGUGAGCCAGGCUCAAAUUCAGCAAGUAGUUAUCCUCUAGAAAAGACAUAUAUACUGGCCUUCAAAGGUAAAAGAUAUGUGCAUGGCAUAGGUUCCGAUACAAGGAAUUCACUUUAUCACUUACACAAUCGAAAAGACAUGAUCAUGAUUACCACAUGUAGACAUGGUAAAAGUUGGAAGGACAUGAAAGACGAUAGGUGUGAUGAGGAUAACCAAGAGUAUGAUAGGUACGAUUACGAGACAUUGCUACAAAAUUCAACGUUUUGUCUAGUUCCUAGAGGAAGAAGGUUAGGAUCAUUCAGAUUUUUGGAAGCUUUACAGGCCGGCUGUAUUCCGCUUUUACUGUCCAAUGGUUGGGAAUUACCAUUUUCUGAAGUAAUCGACUGGAAAAAAGCUGUGAUAUGGGCAGAUGAACGACUGUUUUUACAGGUGCCUCACAUCAUUCGUUCAAUACCACCAAGCAAAAUUCUCGAGCUUCGACAGCAAACUCAGGUCCUAUGGGAUAGAUAUUUCUCUUCCAUAGAAAAAAUUGUGUAUACCACCCUUGAAAUAAUCAGAGACAAAUUGCCAAAGAAGCGAAAACGAGACGGUACUAUUUGGAAUACCUUUCCUGGAGCGUUGGUUACACUACCAACAUUUUCUGACUCAAAAGAGGACUUUCCUUUCCAUAUCGAGUUAAAAACAAAUAAAUUUACUGCUGUGAUUUAUUGCCAGUUAGGGAUUCCUUUGAGUUCAACAUCGACCUUGUAUAGAUUAGUCGGUAAUUUGUCUCGAAGUAAAAAUGUGGCCAAAAUCUUAGUAGUGUGGUCGAAUGACAAGAGGCCGCCAAGCAGAAGUAGGUGGCCAGCUUUACCAACACAUACCCCUUUACAUAUCAUCGAAACUGGUAGUGCGAUGGAAGGAAAAUCAAGCAUUUCUCAAAGAUUUUAUCCUCAUAAAGAAAUAAAAACUGAUGCAGUUCUUUCUUUAGAUGAGGAUACAAUUUUAACCACGGAGGAAAUUGAUUUUGCUUUCGUGGUAUGGAAGCAAUUUCCAGAUAGGAUUGUCGGAUAUCCUGGUAGAUCUCAUUAUUGGGAUGACUCAAAAUCUACUUGGGGAUAUACUUCCAAAUGGACCAAUGAUUAUUCAAUCGUAUUAACUGGAGCCGCAUUUUACCAUAACUAUUACAAUUAUUUGUACACGGAAUGGUUAAGUUCCCUUUUACACAAAACAGUGGAACAGAGCCAAAAUUGUGAAGAUAUCCUUAUGAACUUUUUAGUUAGUCAUGUUACACGUAGACCUCCAAUUAAAGUAACACAACGCAAACAGUAUAAAGAGCAGCCUAGUGCAGGAACAUGGUCACCGUGGAAUGAUCCUGAUCAUUUUAUUCAACGGCAGACCUGCUUAAAUACUUUUGCUGCCGUAUUUGGGUAUAUGCCGCUAUUAAGGUCUAAUUUUCGGCUUGAUCCUGUUCUGUUUAAGGAUUCUGUAUCAAAUAAAAGGAAAAAGUAUCGAAAAAUAGAAUUAGUAGGGAGUUAAUGAAAUAUAAGCAGUUAGUCCUAAACUAAGAAUCUUUCUGCUUUUUUUGUAUUCUUGUACUUUUAAUGGAGAUAUUUUUGAUUAUCUAGUCUAAAUGGCUGUAACAUGACUACUCGUUUGGCAAAUCCAUAUCUUCUAAUCAGUGUCAGAAAAUGAGACAUUGUUAACUAUAUGAUUUAAUAAAGGUGAACCUUUUUCACUUAUAUAGUUUAAGUCGCGACAAUAAUAACACAUCGGUCAUUUUAGUGCAUCUUAUUCUUUUCUCUUACAAAUGUUUUCAUGGAGUUGUGCCUUUGUCAGGCAAGUAGACAAAUAUAGUUCAUUCAUAUUUUGAAUCCAUCACUUAUGUGUUCAUCAUUAAGAAAAGUGUAUAAACAUAUUUUUUAUUUAUGUAAUGGACAUGUAUUAAAGUUAUUUUAAAGUUUCCACACUUAGCAACAUACUUAUACAUUAUUUUAUUACUGUUGUUUUUGUACCAUUUGACUGUACUACAAGGUUUAUCUAUAUGUUUGUUAUGAAGCCAUCAUUUUAAAACAAAUGAACUUUAUUGACAAAAAAUAUUGAAAUGAAAAACAUUUUUUAAAUACAUUUUUUAAAACUGUUUGUUCUAUUUUAUUGUAUGUUUUUUUUUUUUAAUAUUUUUGUUUGUUAUUUUGUUCGCACUAAAUAAAAUGUGAUAUUAGGACAAUUAGCGAUGUUGUACUUGAAAACAGUAAAUUUUACUGGUGCGUGUAUUGUAUUUUGGGAUCUACGUGAAAAUUUGGAAAAAUUUAGUCAAAACUAGAUACUGUAUAUACAAACAAAAAUGUCGUAACAUACAAAUAAAAAAUUAUUAAAAAUCCUUAUACACUCUGCAACACACAAUUUUUAAAUCACCGGAAAAUCUAAUAAAAAAAUAAAUGGUGA